CCAACCAUUACAGUAAGAAACUUCAAGAGGUUCUAGUCUCAGCAGAAGGAAAAGUUGAAGGAUCAAUCGAGCAGAGCAUAGCGUUUGGUGAUGGAGAGUCUAACGCAGGCGCCUUAUGCUGCUACGGUGCGGCUCAUGUUGAGUUCCCUGGAGCGCAAUUUGUUGCCUGAUGCUGUUAUAAUGAGGUUGAUUCGGUUUCUCUUGGCUAGUCGUCUUCGCUCUGGUUAUAGACCCUCUACUGAACUCCAACUCUCCGACCUCCUUCACUUUGCUCAUUCCUUGAGGGAGAUGCCCAUAGCUAUCAAGACAGAUAAGCCUAAAACUCAACAUUAUGAAUUGCCAACCUCUUUCUUCAAGUUGGUUUUGGGGAAGAACUUCAAAUACAGCUGCUGUUACUUUUCUGAUGGGUCAACAACUCUGGACGAUGCCGAGGAAGCAAUGUUGGAACUUUACUGUGAAAGGUCCCAAAUAAGAGAUGGUCACACUGUUCUUGAUGUCGGCUGUGGAUGGGGUUCACUUUCUCUUUACAUUGCCCGAAAAUACCCCAACUGCAAAAUCACAGGGAUUUGCAAUUCCACCACUCAAAAAGCUUUUAUUGAGGAGCAAUGCCGGGAUGGAGAAUUACAGAAUGUGGAGAUCAUUGUUGCAGACAUGAGCACAUUUGAAAUGGAGGCGUCGUACGACAGGAUAUAUUCGAUUGAAAUGUUUGAGCAUAUGAAGAACUACGAGGCUCUUCUGAAGAAGAUAUCAAAAUGGAUGAAACAGGAUGCUCUUCUUUUUGUUCAUUAUUUCUGCCAUAAAGCAUUUGCUUACCACUUUGAGGACAUAAACGAAGAUGACUGGAUAACUAGGUACUUCUUCACAGGAGGUACAAUGCCUUCUGCUAAUCUGCUUCUCUAUUUCCAGGAUGAUGUUUCUGUUGUCAAUCAUUGGCUUGUUAAUGGUAAACAUUAUGCACAAACAAGUGAAGAGUGGCUCAAGAGGAUGGACAAAAACUCGGCCGCUGUUAAAUCAAUAAUGGAGUCGACAUAUGGCAAGGAUCAGGCUGUGAAAUGGACUGUUUAUUGGCGAACCUUCUUUAUCGCUGUUGCAGAACUCUUUGGAUACAAUAAUGGAGAAGAAUGGAUGGUUGCACUUUUCCUAUUCAAGAAGAAAUGAAGCCCUCUCGAUGCUCCUCCUCCAAGUGAAAUCUGUUGGGGCGACUGUCUUCACUGGACUCAUAUCAAUCAGUAAUGGAGAACAUGGCAAAAGUAAUCUGCAUUUCGAGUACAAAUGGGAUUAAAGACAUUUAAAUCAGUGUUUAUUUGGAUUAUGAUGGAAUGAAAGCCAUUCAAGUA
Molecule: messenger RNA, 1337 nt
Organism: Hibiscus syriacus
Lineage: Eukaryota; Viridiplantae; Streptophyta; Magnoliopsida; Malvales; Malvaceae
Product: (S)-coclaurine N-methyltransferase-like
Exons: 8
Coding region: 91-1158 (355 amino acids)
Source: RefSeq, a predicted model, not a curated record